AUGCAUGCAUUUAACAAUAUCUACUAUUUCAAUUACAAGAAUGUUAUUUGCAGAACAGAUCUUUCUUUUUAUUUUAACAAUACAAUUUAUAUUAAUAGCAUCCAAUGCAGACCAAGAUUUUUUAAUUAUUCAGCAGAAGAUCAUCCGAUAAUAGAUAUAAAAUAUAAUAGCUAUGAUGAUGUUAUUUGUAUUGGACAUCAACACUCGACAGACUUUGGCCAUUGGAUGGUAGAAAUCUUUCCGCUUUAUUGGUAUAUACCCAAAGAUGUUUUAAAUCGAAGUAUUAUUGCAGUACCUAGAAUCUCUCAAUUUUUUGUUGAUUGCUUGAAUAUUCUAGAAAUUAAAAAGUCAAGAAUUAUUUAUGGAGAUGACCUUUAUUUCCAUGCCAAAAAUCUACACACCGUUAGAGCUCCUUACUGUGAUUAUAUCUCAUACCAAGGAAUGAUUAAUUUCAGACGAAAUAUAGUGAAGUCUCUUUCACUAGAUAAAAUCCAACCAUUUCGCUUCGUAUUUUUCAAUAGGAAAAAAGGGAUGUCUAGACAUCUUGGAAAUUUUGAUUUGUUGCUAGAAGAAGCCUCACGUAAGUAUCAGAAUAUAUCCUUUGAACAAGGAGUAUUUUAUGAUAGGAUUGUUGACCAGAUAAAGUAUUUUAAUGAGAUGAAAUUAUUACUGGCUGUUCAUGGGGCCCUUAUGGCCAAUUUAGUAUUUAUGCAGCCUGAUACAUAUGUUAUUGAAAUCCAGAUGGAAAAGGGACAGUUCUGUUUCUUGAGAACCGCCAUUUUUACUGGUAAAAAGAUUACUGUUGUUCGAGAUCAAUCAAUAUCAUAUAGAGCUGUUCGAGAUAAUGUGUUGAAUUUAAGUAUUAUCAUGCCUGCUGUUGACUCAGUAAUGAAGAAUGUAUAUGGCUCAAAUACAUUUAAGAGGCUCUAUGUUGAUGACUAA
Messenger RNA from Trichomonas vaginalis G3, 942 nucleotides. RefSeq names its product protein of unknown function, DUF563 family. The record is from RefSeq and is a predicted model, not a curated record. The transcript has a single exon. Lineage: Eukaryota; Parabasalia; Trichomonadida; Trichomonadidae. The coding region runs from base 1 to 942 and encodes 313 amino acids. Gene Ontology annotation, molecular function: glycosyltransferase activity.